GGGGAACCCCGUCGUCAACCUCCGCCAGCGACAGUUGUAUCUGCAGAUGGUGGCGACGCGCGCCGCCAUCCAGGCAGCCGCAUCUGCAAGCGAAACGACAGCCGACUCGUUGUGGAGAUCAGUGCUGUCCAAUAACCCGGCCAGUCUGAUCCAUCUCCUGCAAGCGCGCGGCGGCAGCCAAGCAGCGGCGGCGCUUCGCGGCCCCGGCGCCCUGACGCUGUUUCACGCAGCAGUGAUGGGCCGCUGCGUGGAGGCAAUGCUGCUGCUCUGCACGGCAGGCGUGCCCCUGGAUGCUGUGCUGGAGGAAUGCGAGGACAGCAUGCUGGCCCUCAAGCUCUUCCUCAUCGAUCGAGGCAUCCAGCUGACCCCCCGCCAGCUCAACCGAGUGCUUCGUGACGGCGCAGGCUGCACGCCGCUGAUCCUGGCUGCCCGCAUGGUGUACCAGGAGGCGCUGCAGCAGCUGCUGGAGCUGGGUGCCGACCCGAAUGCCGGCACCCACUACCAGCACCCCAUCCGCGCCCUACCGCUUUCUGACAGCCUGCAAGAUCCCCGGGCGGCGACCAACAUCCAGCUGGUCAAGCUGCUACUGCGAUACGGCGCCGACCCCCUGAAAGCGAAUUUCAUGUUCUCAUCCUAUGUGGUGGGGAACGCAUGCUUCGAGCACCUGGAGCAGCAGCGGCAGGCGGGGGCGCCGCUGCAGGUGCGCUGCAAGUUGCAGGCGAUGAAUGUGGUGGGAGGGGCGGCGCGGCGCGGCCUGAUGGCGCUGCUCCUCCAUUUCAUCCCAAUUCUGGAGUCACUCUUCGAGGUUGGGCCAGAUGGCCACACGCUUGUAGCCCAUCCUUGGGACGACUGGCGACUCAACGACAUCCUCAUGGAAGCCAGCCACGGCGCCGCUCCCGGCGCCACCCUGCCGCCACUGCUGGCAAGCCGGGUGCCUUUUGACCUGGCAUUCACUGACUCCAUCGGCUGCACGCUUUUGGAGAGGGCUGCCAUGCGUCGUGGUGCUGCUGUUUCUGUACCGCUGCUGCACCGGGCGGGGGCACCACUCAAUGCAGAGACGCUGUUAGUGGUGGUGCAGCGCUUACAGAGCUCUUCUACAGAGGCGUUGGCAGGGCUGUUGGCGUGCGCGCCGCUGCCAGCUGUGGACACAAGCCGUGUCGCUCUUGAGCUGAGAUGGCUGACCAGCUUUAGCUGCCCUGUGCACCGAGCGCUGCAUGCUGCGAUCAGGCAUCUGGCCUGUGGGCGGAUCGGCGGGUGGGAGUAUUACCGCGAGUGCCUGUGGGAUGCCAUGCGGGUGUUGGAGCUCCUGGCGGGCGCUGGCUACCGUCCGACAAAGUAUAGCAUUGAGGAGGUACAGCAGGUGCUGCCGGAUUUAUCUCGCUACAACGAACCGGGCAUGUCGAGGCUGAUUUUCAUUGCGGCAGGCGGCGUCUGGAGCCGCUCCACCCAUUGCCACUGGCUGGCUGUCUUCAAGGCGGUGACACGCACCCUGCUGCUGGCGGCGCACCGCACUGCGCCCGCCAGCAGCAGCAGGUCUGACCCUGACCGCCUGUUUAUGAGCAGUGCGCUCGAGGCAAUCAGCAGCAAGCUUGAGCGGCAGGAGGACCUGAGCGACAGCGACUUUUGGCGGUUCUUGGAGGGCCUGGAUCGUCGCCCCAGCAAGGCGGAGAUCAGGGUCAGCGAGGAGCAGUUCCAGCCCACCAGCUUUGUGCUGCAGCAGGGCGGGACUCUCCUCAUCACCGUGCGAAGCGGCCCGCCGCAGAGCUUCAGGAUCGGGAGGGACGAGGAGGACGUGUUUGAGACGCCCGCAAUCCCCGCAGGCAGCUCCUACACCUGGACGCCGGCAGAGGCGGGGCUGUUUGCGGUGCGCAGCGAGGUCUACCCCCAUCUGUGCUCCGCGGUCAAGGUUGUGAAGCGGGAGGAGGCGCUGGCGGCGGCAGGGCCAACUUCUAGAGCCGCGGCGGCCGCUAGCAGCCACAGCGCAGCCGCACCAGGCUUCCCCCGCAGCGGCAGCGGCAGCAUGUCAUUGGACGUCGAAGAGUUCAUCCGCUUCCCGCUGCUCGGGCCGCGGCCGGGUAUGCCUAUGGCAGCCCUGAAUAGCGACAGCGCCGCCGGCGAGCUGGCCAGCCGCAGCCAGGGCACACAGACUAGCAGCAGCCGCGUCAGCCGGCAGAAGAGCACUGCUGGGGCAGGCGCCGGCGGCCCCGGCCUGGUGCUGGGCCGCUUUGCGCAGCCACCGGACUCACGCCCCAGCAGCGCCAGCAGCACAGCAGAGGGCAGCAGCGAGGGGGAGGAGGCGGCAGCUGGUGUCCAGGAGGACAGCCUUCUAGACUCGCCGCCGGAGAGCGGGCUGCGCCGCCGUGGCCGCUCGACCAGCCAGGCAGCCGACGCGGCGCUGCCGGCGCCUAGUAUAACAGCCAUGCCGCCACGCCAGUCGGCAGCACUAGAUACCUUUUCGGCGCUCUCGAACUCCAAUGGAUCCGGGAGCUCCCCUCGUAGCGGCAGCGGCAGCGGCAGCGAGCGCAGCGCCGCGUCGGCGCCGCUCUACGUGCAGCGGCGAGUGCCCGGUGGGAUGCUGUCCACCACCCACGCCUUCAGCAUGUCCCGAGGCGGCAGCGGCGGCUUCAGCGACAGCCGCAGCAGCGAGGAGACGCAGCCGCUGCUGUACAGCGUGGGCCCCACCCGCACGCCUCACCUGCAGUCAGCCAGCUACGGCAGCAGCUACCAUGCCUACCCACGGUCCGAUGCCGGCGCGGGCGGCCAGGCCGAGCCGCGGACGCCUCAUUUCCACAAGUGCCCUCGCUGCCGCAAAGAGUUCUUGUCAACCAUCAACCAGCGCCGCUGCAUCAGCUCCCACCUGGGCGCCAGCGGCACACGCGGCGGCGCGCACAGCAGCGGCGGCGUGCCAGACUCCAAGCAGCUGGCUGAGUUCUGGGACAGGCUGGGUGAGGGGGAGAAGCGGGAGGUGAUGGACCUGAGCAGCGAGCCCAACAGCGAGCACAUUGUACGCCAGCUGGAGGCGCAGCUGCUGCACCGCAAGCGUGACGGCCAGCUGGAGGGGCUGAGCAAGGAGCAGCGGCGGCUGCACACCGCCGGCAAGAUGCUGCACCAGUUCUGCACCGGCACUGCCUCGGGCGGCAGCACCUUCACCGGCUCUAACCUCGUCAGCGUGCUGAGCCAGGUCAGCGAGGGGACAUUCCUGUGCGGCAGCCACACCAUCAACCGGGCCGAGUUCUCCGCUGGCGACAACCUGGAGGCAGGGCUGGGGGCGCUGGUGACCAAGCGCCUGGUUGAGGCUCAUCUGCGGGCCAAGCAGCGCGAUGCCGAGCGGCUGCAGCGGGAGCUGGAGGACCAGGAAGCGGCCCAGGUGGCGCAGAAGGGCAAGCAGCAGCAGCAGGGCGGCAGCACGCAGCAGCAUGCGGCGGCUGCAGGUGGCAAGAAGAAGGCAAAAGCCAAGGGCAAGGGCAAGGUUGCGGCGCCUGGCAAGCACGCCACCUCCAGCAAGCCAGCGACGGCUGCGGCCUCUGAAGCCAGCUCAGAUGCAGAUGCUGGCGAGGUGGCUUCCGCCGUCGCAGCCACAGCAGCAGCACAGCCUGUUGAGGCAGCGCACGCGCAGCAGCAGCAGCCCACAGCAAACGGCAAGGCGGCACCAGUGCGGGCGCUGUCGCCGCCUGCUGGUGGCAGCCGCUAUGGCAGCAGCCCGCAGCGGCCCUCUGCCACUACCAGCAGCUUCACAAACUUUCUGUUUGCAGCAGAGGAUGCGGCAGCAGAGGAGGAGGAGGAGGGGGAGCCAGUUGAGCUUGAGAACGGCUGGCGCACCGCCAGCAGCCGCCCCUCCUCCCGCGCCUCUCGUGGCGAGGCUCCGCCCAAGGCCAAUGGCACCCUGCACGCAGCGCCCGCCGCAGCCAAGGGCAGCAGCGCUGUGCGGGCCGCACGCAGCAGCAGCGGCAGCGCUCUGCCUGCCGCUGAGCGGCCACCUCCCAAGGAGCCAGCCAAGCCUGCCACCGCCGCCGCCAGUGAGGCCGCAGCUGGAGGCCACGCUGCGGCAGAGGGAGCUGAGGCUCGGCGCUGUGCAUCCGUCACGCCCCCAAUCUCGGAUGCAGGCUCGCCGCCCCCUGCCGCACUGCUGCCGCUGCCGGUGGGCGGCUACCCUGUGCCGGGCUGGGUGGGGCCCGACGGCGCUGUGAUGCCGCCGCCGGUGGGAUACUACUGGCCCGUGAUGGCGCCGCCUCAGGGCAUGCAGUUUGGGAGCAUGGACAUGCAAGAUGUGCCGCCCUCAGGGCCCUUCCCUCCUUUCCACCCAGCCUUCUACCACCCAGCCCCCUACCCGCUGCCCCCCGGCCACCCGGGCGCCCCAGCCGGCAUGCCCAUGCCGCCGCACCCACACAUGGCUUAUUGCGAGGGCCCCCUGCCGCCCUUCCCGCCCGGCAUGCCCAUGCCACUGCCACCAGAGGCAGCCGAGGAGCUGGCGGCGGCGGCGGCUGAGGCCGAGGCAGCGGCCGCAGUGCAGUGGUCAGAGGAUGGCACACAGCGAGCUGCCGAGGAGCAGGAGGAGGCUGAGGAGGCUGCACAGCCUUCAGCAACGCUGGAGGACUCGGCUGGCCCCAAGCCUGAGCAGCAGGCAGCUCUGGAGCAGCAGGGCAGCAGCGGCGGCGGCUUCCUCGCCAUGCUGCAGGCAGCAUGCGGCGCGCCUCCUCCUGGCUCCCAGCCUGCAGCGGCUGCUGGCAGUCGCAAGCGCCCACAGCGCCAAGGCCCAACCUUUGAUGCCGCCGCUGCGGCUGCCGAGUUCGAGCGCCGCUGGCGGUCGGCGGCGCCCAAACUGGCUGCCGCUCUGCCGCCCGCUAGCAAGGCAGCAGGCCACCAGCUUCGCGCCGUCUCUGCCGUCCAGGCUGCUGCCCUGGCGCCACGCAGCAGCAGCAGCAGCCCUGCAAGCCUGAUUGCUGGCAAGGGCCUCCCGGCUGUUGCGGUCAAGUCUGGCGGCCCCGCAUCCGCCGGCGGCAGCGGUAGGAACAGCCCCGCUGGCGGCGCCGGCAGCGUGGUUGUUGCUGUGCGGGCGUGGUCAACCGAUGACAGCGCCAGUGACAGCGUGCCGCGCUGGAAGAUCCAAUCCGGCAUCCAGGGCCAGCAGCCGCAGCUGCAGCAAUAGCACCACCCGCAGCAAACAGCACUAGUCUCAGCUCAGCAGUAGCAGCAGUUCAGACAGUUGCCGCUGCCCGACCCAACACGCCUUUUGCACAGCCCCUCUCCCCCUCUUUUUGACAGCGCACCCACAUUUAUGCAGCAGGAAUAUCAGCAGCCUGCCGCGGGCAAGCCACAGUGGCUUGCUGCGGCGGCACCGCUCGCCUGCCCCUUGGGACCAAGCAUGCACGAUUUUAUCUGGCUGGGGGCAUCGGCCAGACCUCAGUGGCGGCCAUCGGAAUCUAGCAAGACCCCGUUCUGAAGAGCUUUGUGACCAUGCCUCUUCAACCCUCCUGCCUCUCCCCUCCUGCCUCUUCUCCUCAGCCCUCUGCACAUAGCACAGCUCUGCAAUGAACACGCCUAACCGCACUUCCCGCCAUGCGCAGCCAGGCACAGCCGCACCGACCUUGCUCUACUCUGCCACGCAUUCCUUCCUUUACUGUGUUCCCAUGCGACCCUAUCCAUCUGUAAUUUACUUGGUUUAGAA
Chlorella variabilis is the source of this 5665-nucleotide messenger RNA. RefSeq lists its product as hypothetical. Bases 47 to 5146 code for a protein of 1699 amino acids. Lineage: Eukaryota; Viridiplantae; Chlorophyta; Trebouxiophyceae; Chlorellales; Chlorellaceae. Gene Ontology annotation, molecular function: protein binding. The transcript has 17 exons. The record is from RefSeq and is a predicted model, not a curated record.